Symbiodinium pilosum is the source of this 897-nucleotide messenger RNA. The record is from the annotation of a GenBank genome assembly. NCBI's taxonomy places the organism in Eukaryota, Dinophyceae, Suessiales, Symbiodiniaceae.
AUGCAUGUCAGGAAGUCCUUUGAAUUCUGGAACCCUGGAUGGGAAGUGCGAGCCCUUGACGAGCAGUCCCUCCCCGAUGUGCUCGGAGACUACUGCAAACAAUUUACACAUAUUUGCAAGGCAAACAAUCCCCUAGCCUCCAUUGGCAUGUCCUGGAUUCCGCCAGCGGCUGCUGCAGAUGUGCUUCGGCUGUUCUUACUCAUUCGAUAUGGAGGGGUCUGGGCUGAUGCCACGGUGCUUUGUCGACGACCCUUGGAUGACUGGAUCCAUGCUGCGUCGGCUCCAGCUGAUGGCUUCUUUGCUUUCGGGCCCGAGAAAGGUGAUGAGAUCCCCAUCAUGAGCAGCUUCCUGGCCAGCCGAGCUGAGCACCCUUUGCUAGAGGCCUGGCAAGAGAGAGUGCACAACCAUUGGAAGCUGCCGGCUAAAGAUCGGCCCAACCUGGAGUACUUCUGGUUUCAUGUCCUCUUCGGAAAGUUGGUCCAGGAACAUCCAAUGGCAAAAGACUUCUGGCAGCGCACCGCCAAAAUGGCGGCUGAGUACAAGCAGCCGGGCCCGCAUCACUUCAUGCCUUACGAGGAGGUCUUGGUAAAGCCACCGAGUGAGGAGUUCAAAAAGAGAGUCGACAGAGUGGAGGACGAAGAACCUGUCCUCAAGUUGACAAUUCAUGACGUAAAGUAUGACAGGGAAGGACGCGAUGUCCUGCACCUGCGAGACGGCUCCGACUUCUCUGGACGAGCAUCCGAAUCCAGCUUUGAAUAUUUGAUGCAGCAGACUCUGGAAAAGGCAAGAACGCAAAGCCCAGACGCCCCUGAGCGCAGCGUGUGGAAAGCAGAGCCAGGGCCAUGGCGCAAGGAGUACGGCCUUUGCAUCGCCAUGCAGCCAAUGAUGCCUGGGUAG